AAAAGUAUUCCGGAAAUGACGUCGUGUCGUCGCCGUCUGGGUCGUUGGCUGCUUCCAGAGAAGAUGGCAGCUGUUGACAUCGACAUGCCGGUAGAACCAGAAUCCCAAAUCCGCAGUCAAGAUGACCUGGAUCGCCAGGCGGAAAUUUUCAAAGAGCAAGGAAACGCAUACUACAGCAAGAAAGAUUACCCUGCAGCUUUCAACUAUUACACAAAGGCCAUUGAUGCAAGUCCCAAAACUGCCAGUUAUUAUGGCAACAGAGCAGCCACCCUCAUGAUGCUUUGUCGUUUUCGGGAAGCUCUUGAAGAUUCCCAGCAGGCCGUGCGUCUGGAUGACGGUUUCAUGAAGGGACACCUGCGAGAAGGAAAGUGUCACCUGUCUCUGGGAAACGCCAUGGCGGCAGCGCGUUGCUUCCAGAAAGUUCUGGAACUGGAGCCCAGCAACAAAGAGGCUCAACAGGAGAAAAAGAAUGCGACCACACUGCUGGAGUAUGAACGGAUGGCGGAUUUCAGCUUCGAUAAGCGGGACUUUAGAAAGGUGGUGUACUGUAUGGACCGGGCCAUAGCGUUGGCACCUACCUGCCAACGCUUCAAAAUACUGAAAGCAGAGUGUCUCGCUUUGCUGGGCCGCUAUCCAGAAGCUCAGUCUGUGGCGAGCGACAUCCUGAGGAUGGACGCCACUAACGCUGAUGCGCUGUACGUCCGAGGCCUUUGUCUUUACUACGAGGACUGCAUUGACAAAGCCGUGCAGUUCUUUGUUCAGGCUCUGCGAAUGGCUCCGGACCACGAGAAGGCUCGCUUGGCCUGCAGGAAUGCCAAAGCUUUAAAGGCCAAGAAAGAGGAAGGAAACCAAGUAUUUAAGAACUGCAGCUACGAUGCCGCCUACCAGCUGUACACCGAGGCUUUGGCGAUAGACCCCAACAACAUCAAAACCAACGCCAAACUCUACUGUAACAGAGCCACAGCGGGGGCAAAGCUGAAAAAAUUCGAUCAAGCCAUUGACGAUUGCACCAAAGCAAUCAAACUAGACGACACCUACAUCAAAGCCUACCUAAGAAGAGCUCAGUGUUACAUGGACACUGAGCUGUACGAAGAGGCUGUUCGGGACUAUGAAAAAGUCUACCAGACAGAAAAAACCUCAGAGCACAAGCAACUGCUAAAAACUGCACAGAUGGAGCUGAAGAAGAGUAAAAGAAAAGAUUAUUAUAAGGUGUUAGGAGUCGGCAAGAACGCCACUGAGGAUGAAAUCAAAAAAGCAUAUCGCAAGCGAGCUCUGAUGCAUCAUCCAGACCGCCACAGUUCUGCAACCGCAGAGGUGCAGAAGGAGGAGGAGAAGAAGUUUAAGGAGGUAGGCGAGGCCUUCACCAUCCUCUCCGACCCCAAGAAGAAGAUGCGUUACGAUAGUGGACACGACCUGGAGGAUGACGGCUGCUUUGAUGGUGGAGAUUUUGAUGCAAACAACAUUUUCAGGGCUUUCUUCGGUGGCCGUGGUGGAGGAUUUAGCUUUGAUUCAAGUCCAGAUUCUCAACCUGGAAACUUCUUUUUCCAGUUCGGCUAAAACAAACGAGCUUGAGGAGAAAAAGCAAAACCCGCUGUGGACACAUUUAAGUCGGACCCGUUCACUCGCCACGUUCUCACUUCCGUGUGUUGAAAAAUCGACUUGGCUUUUAUUUUUAUAUAGGUUUUUGAUAAUUGCAUUUACUCCUCAAUUGACUCUUUUGCGUUGAUGCUGAGACUGGAAAAAUUUUUAGACUGGAUCAUAAGUCAUCGCAUCAUUUUAUUUUUGUUUUUAUCUGCUGAAGAUGGCAUAACUGCCAAACUGACAUCUUAUAGAUAUAACCGUGUAGGACUUGACAGCCUUUAUGAAACUGCUCAGUAAUAAUAAGCAUGUUAGCUGGUUAUUUUAACUGGGAUACAUAAAGUUUCUCAUUAAAAAGCAUGGCUCUAUAGAAUAAGAGAUAACUAAUAACAGAAAUCUCUGAACGAUUCAGGACAAAUUCUGAAAGGCUUUUCUUUUUUGCCCUUAUUUUAAUCAUCAGAAAUUCAGGGGGAGUUCCUAGUCAAUGCCACUUUGUAUAUUUGACUCGAAUGUACAUUAUGUGUCCCUCACCUUUUCCUAAGUCUAUCUUUAAUUAUAUUUAUUGUACUGUAUACUCUUGCCUGUAUUAAGCAGAAUGUCAGUGAUCUGUUUUUUCCCCCCUCAAUGGUAUUACAUGUUUUCUGUCAGUCUCACUUGCACAUUUAUAUUUUUGAAAAGGCUAAAAAGAUUUCUAAACAUCAAUUGAGCGUCCCGAUCCAAACCAUCCUCAGCAUCGGCACUCAUGCCCAUCAGAAUGAAAGUGGUGCCUUACCAGAACCUGAUAAAAAAUCCUACACCUUCACCCCGUUUUGAAAAAAGGUAGCAUGUGUUUGUGUUAAGUUAGGAACCUUUCCUGUGUCCUGAUAACAAAACAAAUGUGAGCUUGUAAAUGAAAGUCUUGUUGUGAGACUUGGUUUCAUCCCCUCACUAUGUGCUGUCGCCCUUCCAACUGUGUUUGGUGCCAACCUUUUUUGUACUAAAUACUCUGUUUAAAAAGGGGCACUGAUGGUUGGUAGGAUGUUCCUGUUCUACAGUUUUCUGUCACUGAUUUGUGUGUAAUAAAGCAAAAUUGUUACAGUUCACAGGACAUGCUUUUUCUAAACAACAAAAAUAAAGGCUCAUCUUUUACUUUA
Molecule: messenger RNA, 2711 nt
Organism: Oryzias latipes (Japanese medaka)
Lineage: Eukaryota; Metazoa; Chordata; Actinopteri; Beloniformes; Adrianichthyidae
Product: dnaJ homolog subfamily C member 7
Molecular function (GO): protein binding
Source: RefSeq, a predicted model, not a curated record